UAGUUUUUAUUGAAUACCAGUGUGGCUGCAACCAAUAAAAUGGGGACCAAUCAAAAGGUGAUGAAUAAUCGAGUGCGUAUUGUUGUGGUUGGCGAUUCAGGUGUGGGCAAGACCUCCCUGACGCACCUGAUCACCCACAAUGAAUCCCUCAUCCGGCCCGGCUGGACGGUGGGCUGCAACAUCCAGGUGAAGAUGCAUCCGUUCAGGGAGGGCACCUCCCGCGAGUGUCCCUACUUCGUGGAGCUGUUCGAUGUUGGGGGCUCGCUGAACCACAAGAACACGCGCAGCGUCUUCUACUCGGGCAUCGAUGGGAUCAUUCUGGUGCACGACCUCACCAACGCCAAGUCGCAGAGGCAGCUGAUCGACUGGCUGUACGAGAUCGUCAACAAGGAGGGCAAGGAUACGAACAAAUCGAACGGCAACUCCAUGCCGCCAUCGCCGUCCAGCCCGCUGAGCAGCUGCUCAUCGGACACCCCCGGCACGGACGGCCACAUUCUCUUCGACAUGGAGGAGUUUAUGGGCGCCACGCAAUCGCCCAUCCUGGUCAUGGGCACCAAACUGGACCUAAUGGACGAGAAGCGCCACCCUAAGAUGGGGGUGAAGAAGCCGGGCGGAAUAGCCGAUAAGUGUGGAGCCGAGGAGAUUUGGCUAAAUUGUCGCAACAGUCGCAGCCUGGCCGCUGGAACGACUGAUGCCGUGAAACUGUCCCGCUUCUUUGACCGCGUUAUCGAAAAGCGCAAGGCGCUGCGCGCAGCCCUUGCAUUUGGAGUGAGCAGCCCCAACGCCGUCAGUCCGCCCGACAGGCGACGUUUUGGCCCGACCAGUGACAAAAUGGAAGCCAGCGUCUUGCCCCUCCUGGAUACCAACGACCUCAAAUGACUUAUCCAUUCAAUUCAGUAGUUCUAAGUCGGGUUGUAUAUAUCGUACGAGAAGCAUUAAAGAAAGCAUGAUUAAAUCAGA
Molecule: messenger RNA, 960 nt
Organism: Drosophila sechellia
Lineage: Eukaryota; Metazoa; Arthropoda; Insecta; Diptera; Drosophilidae
Product: rab-like protein 3
Exons: 3
Coding region: 40-879 (279 amino acids)
Source: RefSeq, a predicted model, not a curated record